CUUCUCUGCAAUUUUGCAACCGCGUCGUCUCGUCUCGUCGAGGAGAGGAUAGAGAAUCGAAUCCAUCGCCGCCUAGGGUUUCCUUCCUUGUCAAUCGCGCGGCCGCGGCGAUGACCACGGCGGCGCGGCCGACCUGGGCUCCGGCCAAGGGCGGCAACGAGCAGGGCGGCACCCGCAUCUUCGGGCCCUCGCAGAAGUACUCCUCCCGCGACCUCGCCGCCCACACCACCCUCAAGCCCAGGAAAGAAGGACAACAUACCCAAGAAGAGUUACAGAAGAGGAAUCUCAGGGACGAACUUGAGGAGCGUGAGAGGAAGCACUACUCGUCAAAGGACAAGUCCUAUGCUGAGGAGAGAGAUAGGCGGAAAAGCACAAGCCUACUCCUAGAAGGUUCAAGGAGAGAGGCUGAGGAUAAGAUAGUUCCUAGAGAAAUCGAUGCAGAUGAUUCUGAUGUGGAACCCAGAAGUGAUGAUGAAAGUGAUGAGGAUGAUGACGACGAUGAUGACACUGAAGCUCUAAUGGCAGAGCUUGAAAGAAUCAAGAAAGAAAGAGCUGAAGAAAACCUUAGAAAGGAACGCCAACAAGCAGAAGAGGAGGCUAAGAUGAAGGAAGCUGAACUGAUGCGGGGAAACCCCCUGAUCAAUAUUAACAACGCCGGAUCCUUCAAUGUUAAGAGAAGGUGGGAUGAUGAUGUUGUAUUCAAGAACCAGGCUCGUGGAGAGACCAAGACACCGAAACGUUUCAUCAACGACACUAUCAGAAGUGAUUUCCACCGUAAGUUUCUGCAGAGGUACAUGAAGUGAUGCUGCCGUUGUACGCUGUUCCCUGGCCUUCACGGCCUGCCUGUCUCUGUCUGAGAUCGCUGUGUUUCUGUUUCUGUAAUUUGAGUGGAAGAUCUAUAUAUGACACAACUGUAACAUCUGCUUAAUCUGGAUGGCACAUUUUUCCACUAAAAAUGGAAAAAAAAUCUAUGCUUGUGUAUUAUUUGCUUGGUGGCUAAGCUUAUGAAUUGUUUUAAUUCAACUUUACCUUUUA
Messenger RNA from Oryza sativa Japonica Group (Japanese rice), 1035 nucleotides. RefSeq lists its product as uncharacterized. Gene Ontology annotation, cellular component: catalytic step 2 spliceosome. Gene Ontology annotation, biological process: mRNA cis splicing, via spliceosome. Gene Ontology annotation, molecular function: RNA binding. The record is from RefSeq and is a predicted model, not a curated record. NCBI's taxonomy places the organism in Eukaryota, Viridiplantae, Streptophyta, Magnoliopsida, Poales, Poaceae.